CAUCCGAGUCUGGUGGGUUCAGACCUGUGGCCCGGCUCUCUGCGCGUCCCCGUCCCCCUGUGGCCCUGUCCUCGGCCAUGAAGCGCAUCUUCUCCUGCUCCAGCUCACAGGUGGCGGUGGAGAGAUGGAAUCGUCGUGAUCAGAAGCUGCUGGAGGCAGUACAGCAGGGGGAUGUGGGACGCGUGGCUGCCCUGGCGUCUCGGAAGUCAGCCCGGCCCACUAAACUAGACUCCAAUGGCCAGUCCCCAUUUCAUCUGGCAGCCUCCAAAGGCCUGACAGAGUGUCUGACUAUCCUGCUUGCAAACGGGGCUGACAUCAAUAGCAAGAAUGAGGAUGGAAGCACUGCCUUGCACUUGGCCACCAUCUCCUGUCAGCCACAGUGUGUCAAGGUCCUACUUCAGCAUGGUGCUAAUGAAGAUGCUGUGGAUGCAGAAAACCGUAGUCCAUUGCACUGGGCAGCCUCCUCUGGCUGUGCCUCAAGUGUGCUCCUGCUGUGUGACCAUGAAGCCUUCCUGGACGUGUUGGAUAAUGAUGGACGCACACCCCUGAUGAUUGCAUCGCUGGGUGGUCACACAGCAAUCUGCUCACAGUUGCUACAGAGAGGUGCCCGAGUCAAUGUUACAGACAAGGAUGACAAGUCGGCUUUGAUCCUGGCCUGUGAGAAAGGCAGUGCUGAGGUGGCAGAACUGCUGCUGGCCCACGGAGCAGAUGCAGGGGCAGUGGACAGAACAGGGCACGAUGCACUGCAUUAUGCUCUGCACACAAAGGACAAGGCAUUGUGGAGGCUGCUACAGCAGGCCUUGAACCGGCGGCGGAGAGGUGGUCAAAGGCUAGUUCAAUGCCCAGAUUUUGCAUCUAAGGCCUCUCCACCUGAGUCCCAGGUGGGUUCUCCACCUAAGAGCCCAUGGACAGCAGAGCCUGAGGAGGACCAGGAGGAAGAGGAAGAUGAGGACCCAUGCUCAGAGGAGUGGAAGUGGAAGUAUGAAGAGCAGCAGAAGAAAGUUUCUCAGUUGGAGCAAGAGCUGGUGCGAAAAACAGAAGAGUGUAAGACUCAAGCUGCAGCCUACCUGGGCUUGGAGAACCAAAUUCGAGAGCAAGUGCAGAAGCUAGGGCUCCUCCUCUGCCAGGAGCCUGCUGCUCCUGGAAGGCAGGACUCUAGGGUCCGUCCUGGACGGGAUGGCAUGGAACAGAAUUGUCCCCUGGACCUGCUGGCCGAGCACAUACAAGAACUAAAGAAGCAGCAGCAGGCAGCAGCCAUAGUCAACCCAACAUUAGCUUCUAAGAAAGCUGAGGAUUCAGCCCCAGGGGAGAGCCAAUAUGAAGUCCAUGGAAGGUCCCAACCAGAAGAACAGGGGCUAUUCCAGAGCCCAAGGUCUGAGACCACUGGAAAAGCCACAAGACAGCACUUGACUACUAAUGGGGGACAGACUCAUGAACCUGAUCAUAAUGAACAGUUGCCUACUGGCCAGAAGGAGAACCCCCAGGCCCCAGGAGUGGAAGUAGCAGGCACAGUGGUUGAAACAGUGGGCAUAGCAGCCAUGAACCAGCUUCUGCUACAACUAAGGGAGGAGCUGGCUGCAGUUUGGCGGGAAAAGGAUGCUGCCCGGGGUGCUAUGUCAAGACCAAUCCUGGAGGGAGCCCUGGGGACUCCCCUGGCUGAGGCUGCAGCAGCUGCCUGGGAGAAGAUGGAAGCCCGGUUGGAGCGGGUGCUGGUGAGGUUGGAUAGGGCAAAGACAGGACUACAGGUGAAACCUGCCCAGGAGUCCAGAGAGGGAGCCCCAAAGGCAGUCCUAGGGACCAUCAAAGAGGAUGAAGGGAAGGAGAAGAGGUCUCCUGGCUCUCGAGGAGAGCCUCUUGGGGUCCCUGGAAGAGAACAGACUCCAGGAGGAGGCUUGGCAAAGGGUCACCUGGAGAAGGAAGUGUCAGCACUGAGACUGAGCAACAGCAACUUGAUGGAGGAGUUGGGGGAGCUGGGACGCGAGCGGCAGAGGCUGCAGCGGGAGCUGCAGUCACUGAGCCAGCGGCUACAGCGAGAGUUUGAGCCCAAGCCAGAGGCGCAGGUCCAGCUGCAGCAGUUGCAGCGGAGUGUGGGGCUACUGACUGAAGAACUGGCCGUGGAGAAGGAGGUCACAGAGAAGCUGCGGAAGCGCCUGGCCUCCCAGACCAGCGGCCUUCGAGGGCUGUGGGACUGCCUGCCCCCAGACCUGGUGGGCAAGGGGAGUGAGUGGAGCACAGCGGCCCAGCCCCUGGAGGAGCUGCAGGCCUGCGUCGGGGCCCUGGUGGACCGGCAUCGAGAGGCCCAGCAGAUGCUGGCUCGGCUGAAAGAGGAGAACCAGCAGCUGCGGGGGUCCCUGGCCCCGCAUGGGGAGCCAGGUGCCUGCUCAAAGCCCCCAGGACCCCCACAAGUGGCUGCUCUGGAGCAAGACCUACGGAAGCUGGAGGAAGAGCUGCGCGUGGUUCAGGCCACAAUGAGCGGAAAGAGCCAGGAGAUCGGGAAGCUCAAGCAGCUGCUGUAUCAGGCCACAGAGGAGGUGGCAGAGCUGAGGGCUCGAGAGGCGGCCAGCCUGCGGCAGCACGAGAAAACUCGGGGCUCGCUGGUGGCCCAGUCCCAGGCUUGGGGUCAGGAGCUGAAGACUGUGCUGGAAAAAUACAACACAGCCUGCCAGGAAAUGGGUCGGCUGCGGGAGGUUGUGGCGGAGGAGCGACGUAGGAAUAGGGACCUGGCGGCACAGGCCGCCGAGCAGGAGGGACAGGCCAGGGAGAUGCGCGGGCGAUCUGAGCAGUUCGAGAAAACAGCUGAGCUGCUGAAAGAGAAGAUGGAGCAUCUGAUUGGGGCUUGCCGAGACAAGGAGGCCAAGAUUAAGGAGUUGUUGAAAAAGUUGGAGCAGCUUUCAGAGGAGGUUCUAGCCGUCCGGGGAGAAAAUGCCUGCCUUGCCCUACAGUUGCAGGGCUACAUGGAACAGGAUGUAUACAAUAUCCUACUCCGAAUCCUCAGCACGCAGGAGGAGUGAGGCAGCCUAAUGGUGUGCCCUCAGGGAUACUGGAUUUCUCUGUUGUGAGUUGUGGGUUGAAGGUAAUGAGGGAAGGAGCUUGGGAGAAAGGAUUUGGGAAAGGAGGUUUACAGAAGGAAAUUAGUUCCCUUUACCCUUGUGGUGACAGACACUGGGGAAUCCUGUGGGGUAUAGAGCAUUCAAGGUGAGGUCCAAUGAGAAGAUACGAUGUGGAGAGUCACUAGAUGGAGUCAGGAAACCGUGAGCAGGUGGAUUUAGGGGGUGACUUAUGAGAUGGAGACUGAAAUGAAGGGUUGAGUGACUCUUCUAAGGUCUGAGGUAGGGAGAGGCCAAUACAAGAUGAGUGAUGAUGGGACAGUGGUGCAAAGUUUUUCCCUAGAGCAGCACUCUACAAGUUCCAGGAUCUCUUCUUUACCGUUAUACCAAUCAUUCAAAGAGCAGUCAUCCCUCAAUCUUUUCCCCACGCUCAUAGAGAUGGUCCUCUUCUUUAGUUCCAGAUAGAUGAGGGUCCCCUUUAGCAUACUGACAUGGGUGGGAGGAGAUGAGGAUACGGAAAUGUGUGCAUUUUUCAUCCUUGAAUUUCUUCUUUCAGGGAAUAAAAGCAUCCCUGGUUGACAGGCUGCAUUAGGCUGUGGUGGUGGUGGUGGUGGGUUGGCCAUUGAGGAGUGGUAUGGGCGGGGCUUCACUUGACAUUAUGGACCCAGACCUGAGAAGCUGGACCCUGGCUUUGGCAUGGAAGAGAACAGAGGAGGUGUGGAUGGAAACAAGAUCUGUGGGAAAUAAAACAGGAGGCAGGA
This is a messenger RNA of Nycticebus coucang (slow loris), 3808 nucleotides long. It is a transcript of the gene ANKRD35, whose product is annotated as ankyrin repeat domain 35. The transcript has 12 exons. Gene Ontology annotation, molecular function: actin binding. Bases 78 to 3011 code for a protein of 977 amino acids. The record is from RefSeq and is a predicted model, not a curated record. Gene Ontology annotation, cellular component: nucleus; cytoplasm. NCBI's taxonomy places the organism in Eukaryota, Metazoa, Chordata, Mammalia, Primates, Lorisidae.